This is a messenger RNA of Phlebotomus argentipes, 576 nucleotides long. RefSeq lists its product as uncharacterized. NCBI's taxonomy places the organism in Eukaryota, Metazoa, Arthropoda, Insecta, Diptera, Psychodidae. The transcript is spliced from 2 exons. The record is from RefSeq and is a predicted model, not a curated record. The coding region runs from base 45 to 494 and encodes 149 amino acids.
AGACGUCUUCAUCCGAGUGGGAGAAGUGAACUUUGCGGAAGAAAAUGUGCAGAAUAUUAGCAAUAGUGUCGCUCAUUGUGAUGUUCUCAGUGCUGCCGCUUCGAGCGCACAUAGAAUACGAGAGUCUCAUCUACAUGACCUGCAAGUUCAGUUCACAGAAAGCCGUCCGCAGCACGGACGAGUGUCCGUUUGGCGCGAAAGUGAACUACUGCGGGAAGCUGGUGUGUCUCAAGGGGCGAGGAGAGAUCUGCGGGGAGAGCUAUUACGAUAUCAUAAGGCACGGCGAGUGCUCCAGUGGAUUAAUAUGCUGUGGAAAAUGUGUGGGGUGUGAUAACGAGAGCUGUGACCAGUCGCUGUGUAGGCCCAAGAAGCAUCAGUACACCAAACGAAGAGAUUCAUCCAAGAGAAAUCCGCAAAAGAACGAGCCGAAGGAGUCUAAAGAGCGGCCGAAGAAUCCCUGGGUUCAGAUACUCUAUAAAAUCAAUAAUUUGUAAUCAUUUGUAAUGGAGAGGAGCUAGAAUUUCCAAUUUUUAGGACCGACGGUUUUAUGACUUUGCAAUUACACUUUCAUUGAUC